Messenger RNA from Annulohypoxylon truncatum, 3381 nucleotides. RefSeq names its product family 18 glycosyl hydrolase. The transcript has 13 exons. The record is from RefSeq and is a predicted model, not a curated record. NCBI's taxonomy places the organism in Eukaryota, Fungi, Ascomycota, Sordariomycetes, Xylariales, Hypoxylaceae. Gene Ontology annotation, molecular function: chitin binding; hydrolase activity, hydrolyzing O-glycosyl compounds. Gene Ontology annotation, biological process: carbohydrate metabolic process. Bases 1 to 3381 code for a protein of 1126 amino acids.
AUGGAUGGGACUGAUGACGACAUUUUUGAACAAAUUAUGGCCUUGAAGGAGAAUGCACCGGGACUGAAGAUCUUCCUUUCCCUGGGCGGCUGGACUUUUUCAGAUAACGGAACGGAUACACAACCCGUGUGGGGAGAUAUAGCCUCUACUUCAGCGAAUCGACAGAAGUUCAUCAUGAACCUGGUCAACUUUAUGACUCAGUUCGGAUUCGAUGGUGUUGACCUUGAUUGGGAAUACCCUGGAGCCCCGGAUCGGGGUGGACAGGAUAGAGACACUGCUAAUUAUGUAUCCCUGCUUCAAGAUAUUAGAACAUGGUGGACUGCGCAAAGUAACGGUUGGGGUCUCUCCUUCACUGCGCCAACGUCAUAUUGGUAUCUACGCUGGUUCGAUAUUGAGAAUAUGGUCAAAAGUGCGGAUUGGGUUAAUCUCAUGACUUACGACCUACACGGAAGUUGGGACUCUCCCGAGGACCAGAUUGGCUCGUAUGUAUAUUCACAUACGAACCUCACUGAGAUCGAAGAAGCAUUGAACUUGCUAUGGCGUAAUAGCGUUCCAGCAAACAAAGUCAACCUGGGCCUGGGGUUCUACGGGCGUUCUUACACUCUCAAAGAUCCGACGUGUACGCUCCCAGGCUGCCCCUUCACAAGUGGCGGUUUAGCUGGCGCCUGUACAGGGCAAUCUGGAAUUCUUUCAUACGAUGAGAUAACCCAAACGGCGAGCACGUACAACAUCAAUCCUGUAGAGGAUGAUAAAGCCGCAUCCAUGUAUUUUGCCUUCGGAAAGGAUCAGUGGGUCUCCUACGAUAGCGUGAAAACAAUCAAGGAGAAGGUCGACUACGCUAAUAAGAAGGGUUUACUUGGACUAUUCAUCUGGGCAUUGGACCUUGAUAACGACAAUUAUGAUGCUCUGGCAGCCGUCUUAGACAGCCGGGGCGGCCUCGGGACUUUCAGCGCCCAGAACGGUGUUGGGCCUUCUUCUUCAACCGACUGGCAGCCCAUGGACGGUGCGUGUCAUCUCAGCGAAUGUGGCGGAAAUUCUGCUUGCACGGGAGAUUACAUCAGCGUAGGCCCUCAACUCAGAUGUGACAACGAGAACGAACAUCGAUGGGUAUGCUGUCCGCGGAGUAACGCCCCAGACGCGAACACCUGCGAAUGGAAGGCCUCUUUCCAAUCUUGGGAAGGUGUCACAUCGGCACCUUGUGUGGACAGCUGCGAGAGCGACGAGGUGCUGAUUGCCCAAAGCCAAUGGUACAUCGAGGAGAAUCAGGGCGACAGGAAAUGUUCUAGUGGGACUGCGCAGUAUUGUUGCAAAACCAACGAGAACGCGAACCAGGCCUGCGGUAGGAUUGCUGGAUUUUGUGUUGGUAAUGGCGACCCAAACAAUUUCCCCAAGAUAGAUCCGAACGCAGACCCAUGCGAAAGGUUUGGUCGCAAGUAUGUAACCUUCUCGCAAGACACCUGCAAUCCUGGCUAUUGGCGGCUUUGGUGCUGUGACAAGGAGUACGAUUCAUCCCAGUGCAAAUGGCAAGGUCCACAAUCCGACAAUGAUGCCUCCACGCAGUGCGAGAAUGCCAAGAAUUGCCCCAAUAUGAUCAAUAUAGGCGUUUCGGAGAAGGGAGGAGGGACUGACUGCAUACACACGUACGAUACACCGGGGGGAUCAUAUCAACGUGCCUUAUGCUGCCCGGCUGGAGAUCAAGUUAUUUAUAAGAAACAGGCACCAGUGCCCCUAUCCUGGCUUUUUGUUGAUACUGUGCCUGAUUCCGAUACGCAAGAUUUCGUACUUGACGUUGAGUCAGACGUGAAUGCGGAUCAGGAUCCAAAUGAGAACGGAUUCGGUUGGGUUAUAAUGACGGGUCCUCAAAAGGACUUGACGUCGCUAGAUAAGCGUGACGGCUCCCACUGGGAGUUGUACGAUUGUCCUGACCGUUCCUCUAUAACGGAGGACUCUAGAACUACCGUUCGGGCCGUCUGUACUGACGACUCCGAUGACAGCAAUUGCCAUACCUUAUUUUUAGGGGGUGUAUCCGAAACAGUUGUCGAGAUGCCGCAUCACUGUGGUAUCGGCCGCUAUGCGAUGGCCGUCAGCAUGGAACCAGCAGCCGACCAAAAGCUGUCUAGUAACCUUAUUAGACGCCUUGUCAAGCGUGGAAGCAACCUCAAAAGUCCACCGACGAUAUACGAAUUCACUUUUGAUUACAAUUUCUCAGUCCUUCACGGGCGAGAUAGCUCAGACGUUCAGAUACGCAUUGAUUACUCAGAAGAUCCGGGGUACUGGAAAGCGUUCGUGGAUAACGCACCAGGUAACAACCCCUUGAAAGCAAAACAUAAGCGUGAUAUCGAUUUGGAAGUUAAACGUAAGCAUGGUGGCUCGUGGAAGCGAUAUGUCGACCACACAUAUCGAAAGGACAAGAGAGAAACACCCCACCACCUCUUGCCCGAAUUCCAGAGAAGGUGGACGGAUGUGAACGAUGAUGACUGGAGUAAGUUUAUGGCGGACUUGAACGAGCAGAAAUUUGACCAGGAGGUUCCUCUCGGAACUCAUCACAUCACUAAUCAAGUCCCGUUCUACUUAUUCAACGAGAACCUACAAUGCACACUCCUCGGCCUUCCAUAUACCGCGUAUUUCACCGUUUGGGCAGACCUUCACGUUGAUAUCCAGACCUCGGCUCAACUAACACUCAUUGGCCGCUUGAAUGACCUCAGUUCCUGGAAACAGUCCCACGUACUUGUACGGAAUAAAGGAUCUAUACAGACCGGCCUCCACAUGGAGGCUCAGGGCCAGAUGCGAUUUUCUACUGGGAGAGUUGAGCUGUUCGGGUUGCCGAACUUCGCGGGAAAUUUCCAAGUGCCCGGUCUCGUAACCAUUGGGCCUAAUUUUAGGAUCACAGGUGUAAGUUUUGAGGUCCCUUCUUCGCUACCUAUACGAUAUCCUAAUCCUAACAACGAUGUUGUGUCAGGCUUAACUUCAACGUCAAAGCUUGGAGAUACGCAAACUGCCCAGGUUGAAAAUGGCACAAAGGGGUUUAGCGCGGAUAUCGGAGUCGAAGGUGACUUGACAUUGAGGAUUACUCCGCUUGUUGAUUUUGGAAUCCGGUGGGAUCCUAAGUAUAAGAUCCAAGACACGGCUAUUUCACUCCAACUUGCAACAUACGCUACGCUCUACGGCAGUGCAGGCAUUGGCACAAGCAACCCCCAGGGCUCUGUAUGUUAUGGCGCAGUUUGCGGUGCCGAUCUCUUCGCUCAACUUGAAGGGCCAACCAUUUUCGGUGUCGACCCCAACCGCCGGUGGUCCUUUUAUAAGCAUGAUUUUAAUAUAAUUGACGAAACGUGUCAACCGUUGACGAAUUUCUUGCCAGACAGCCCUAAGAGUGAUUCGUAA